Messenger RNA from Penicillium alfredii, 636 nucleotides. RefSeq lists its product as uncharacterized. The transcript is spliced from 4 exons. The coding region runs from base 1 to 636 and encodes 211 amino acids. NCBI's taxonomy places the organism in Eukaryota, Fungi, Ascomycota, Eurotiomycetes, Eurotiales, Aspergillaceae. The record is from RefSeq and is a predicted model, not a curated record.
AUGCAUGAUCUGUUUCUCCCAGUCCUGCAAGAGAUUCGCGACCUGGUGGACCUUCAGAUCAUGAUAUCAAAGAACCGUGUCAAAUCAGUCUUCCUGAUUGGUGGCUUCGGGCAAAAUCCAUUUCUCUGCCGGUAUCUCCGGAAGAUUGUCUCUGUGAUCACCGUUAUUGCGCUUGUUGAUGGCUGGACAGCUGUUGCCAGAGACGCUCUGGCGAAAACUCUGGCAGAAACUUGUUCUAUAGUCCCCCAAGUUUCUGUUGACUCUGGUGUUGCCCGGAAGAAUUAUGGAAUAAUUGCGUCCAGUCCUUUCGAUCUAUCCAUCCAUGACCAGGCAAAAAAAGUAACUAUCAUAUUUCCAGGUGUGAUCCCUCGGCUGAAACAUCUAGAUACUGGAGGCGACGACAUCAAAGAAGCACAGCCCAUCAUCACUUUCUGGUUGCAGCAACAGCUCAAAUGGGACCACGGCGCCGCUGUACUUCAAUCGUCCAGCCGCAUUCCGGUUGUUCGCGGCCAAGAUAGAGAGGACUACUACGAAGUGUCCUUUCAGAUCCAUGCAACUUACUACUCAGCACAUUGUGAAUAUUCACUCUGGUUUGAGGGCAAAAAUCACGGAGGCGUCAAGGUCGAAUACGUCUGA